Molecule: messenger RNA, 7536 nt
Organism: Tribolium castaneum (red flour beetle)
Lineage: Eukaryota; Metazoa; Arthropoda; Insecta; Coleoptera; Tenebrionidae
Exons: 7
Coding region: 586-1404 (272 amino acids)
Source: RefSeq, a predicted model, not a curated record
UGCAUGAGAUCGAAUUUUGAUAUCCUGCCCGGCUUGUAUUUGUCAACCCUUGCAAACUAUCUUUAAAUAAAUCAUUCGGGGAAAAACUGGACGCGGACCCAGUUUUGCCCAUCAUCUUAAAUCAUUUGUUUUAAUACUGAUAUUUAUAAACUGCCAACAUGCACGCCCUUAAAUCACCAAAUCAAAUAAUCUGACUUGCUUUAAACUGAAUUUAACAAAACCGCUGCGAUGUUGACUUAUUCACAAGAAAUACAUGUAGCGGCAUAAUAGCACCAUUCUCCCGUAGUUAGAUAAUCCCUCAAUGAAAAAUAAUUUAUUCAGAUUAAAUGUUAAAACUUUUGUUAUUAUAUUUCAAAGUUGAAAACUAAUUUCAAAGGCAAGAGUAGUAUAAGCGAACAAUUAGUGCUAAUGAGGUCAUUAUCUAAUGACCGCUGCAACUUUCUCUUAAUGACCGCUACACUUUGGCCGCUACAAUUUUGCUAUAUGUCAUACAAUAUAUAAGACCAAAGAAAAUUUAGGAAAAUAUUCAGUGUUGUUCUCGUGUUUGUUCUUGAAGAAGACGUCUUGGUGUAUUGUGAAAUUAAGAUGCCUGGAAAACGUGUAUCUUCUAUGCCAUUGAAAAAAUCAUCUCCGAAGCGUUUUAAAGCCCCAGGUGAUGGUGGAUGUGUAGAAGAAGAGGAAAUUAGUGAAUUUACCAACCUGCAACCCUCAACAUCUAAGGCAACAGAAUCAGUGAAUGCUUUAAAAAGACGCCUCCCUAACUUCGAAGAUGGUCCUUUAGAUACACUUGUAAAUCAAAUCGGUGCUGGUCAAAUUGACGAUAAUGAAGUCUUUGAAAAUUUUGCUGAUGAAUUUAACUUUAUUAAUAAAAAUGGAGAAAAUGAAUCAUUCAUAAAAAAGUUUAAUACAUUAGCGAGACGUAUGAGGUUUUCCUUUAAAGAUAAUGCGCCGGAGAAUCCAAUUGAAUGGAUGCAAAAUGCAAUUGAAGAACUGUUGGCGCACAUUUUUAGAGGAUUUUCAAGUGAUGACUAUGUCGGCUUAGUUCUCGAAAAUGAAGAAUUCCCCGAGCGACCUGUUUACAUUUCCUUCCGCAAAUUAUCCCAAUAUAAUGUCGCAAUGGUGAUGGAAACUGUAGGAAAUGUUCUUCAGAGCAAUCGUGCGUUCUUUGUUAAUGAUCGUUUAUCGAUACGGGUGGACAGGGUGGCUUUACCUGUGGGAAAAGGAUUUCGUACCGCCACCGAUGGAUUAGCCAAUGUGUGUGUGUGUGUGUCGCGCCCGUCCCCGCGCCGCCGCCACCCCGUCCCGCGCCCGUUCCCGCGCCGCCGCCACCCCGUCCCGCGCCCGUUUCCGCGCCGCCGCCCCGUCGUCCGCGCCGCGCCCCGUCCGCGUCAUGCUGGUGAGUAACGAGAUAUAAGGAAAGAAAGAAAAAACAUGGAUCUUGCAAAGUCUUUAUUUAUUCAUGAAAUAUUUGUUAAACAUUUUGUUGCAUAGUUUGUCAUUAUUGUGAAAAUCUUUGUUAAAUAACUUUAGAAAAUCAUCAACAGAAUUGCCUAAUGCGUAGUUUAAAAGAAAUAAAGUACAGUAUUUGCCACAGACGGUUGAAGAAAAAUCUUGAAUUUGAGAAAUAUUGUAAGACCACAUCAUAGCAUUUUUUCUAAGAAAUUUUAAAAUAUUCGGAGGCGGCUGAUUUCCAAAACUAUCAAAGAAGUAUGCGAAACCAAAUUUAUCAAUGUAAACAGCCAUCCAAUGACUACCCGGGAGGUAAUCAGGGUCUCUGUUGAUAAUAACCAUAGAGGGUCUGGUGAUUAGGACAGGUAGAGUGUUAUACGCAGAAACAAGAACGUGGUGUCUUUUCUUCCGAGAGAUCAUCUCCAGACACGUUUUGAGUUGUAAAGUAUUCAUUGUACCAACUAGCCAAGUUUUGUACGUUUUGAACAGCGCACACCGAAUCGCUGAUUAUAUGAUUCACACAACAAUUCGUAUCAAAAUGUUCUCUCAAGUAACGAAGCGAUGGACACUCUAAAUCUUCAAUGUUUACAAUUUGACUUUUUGGUAAACGUUUCAAAAGUAGACGCUUCUUAUCUAUUCCUUUCACGUAUAUACACUUUGAAUUUUUCGUAGUUUCAUUCAAUAUUUCAGACAACUUUUCGUAGUCGUAAUUACCGCAGUUCCAAGAAAGCCCGUGAAAGUUAUUCGUCAACCAAUCGGCUUGCUUCUGAUAACGAUGCGGUAAGGUUGAAAGAUCAUCGGGUGGUUUAAACAAAAAGAUGUCUGGUGCGCUUUUGUUCGUAUUAAAUACAGCUAAUUCUUUUAUGGUUAAAGUUUCGGUACAAUUACCGUAAUUGAACCCUUGAAAAUCCACAAACACAACCAUUUCGGAUGACGGGUAAAAUGAAAGUAGCAAAUUUUUCAUUUGUAAUAGCAAUUUAUUUAUCACUUAUAUAAAUUUAUCAACUACUAUAAUCUACAAUUACAUUACGUUUUUUAUCAAUUUCUAUUACACUAUCAAAUUCACCAUACACUAAACAAUUGACAGUUUCUGUAAGAGCAGUGUUAAAACCAACUUCUAUUCGUAAACUUCCGUUCUUUAUCAAAUUCCAUGAAAGAGCAUUAUGCGAUGAUAAGUCAGGUGUCAAAUCAAAAACAGCUAUUGAAUAUCCAUCAGCAUAAUUAUCACGUGAAAUCCCAUUUCCAGUGUUUAGAAAAUGUAUACCAGUACCAGAAAAUAAUGUGUGGUACAUUGAAACAAAUUUCUUAUUUGGACCGAUAAAUGUAGGUUGUAAGGGUUUACUAGGAAUUUGGUUACCAUCCACGUACAAGGAUAGAUAGUUUAAACCAAAGUUUUCGAAAUUAAAUGGAUUUAAGGAAUAAUCACCGUUAAAUGCUUUAUUUGUCACAAAGCACAAUGCACAUCUUUUUGGAAGUUGGCCCAAAUAAACAUUAUCCAAUGAUUUUCCUUGUACUCCUUGCGGUAUAGUCAAAACCUUUAAUUCUGUUCGCGUAAUUGGAUAUUUUGCAGUUGAAAGCUCUAAAGCCUUUGCAUGCGCAAGUAAUACGCUUGGAUUUAUCCGAUUUCUUCUAAUCAUUAGAGUUGCAUCAGUAAUUUGAAUUUUUCCAUUAAGAUUAUUUGAUGACAUCAAUGCAAAACUAUCACGAGAACGUACAAAUUUUAAUCUCAUUUCUACACCGUUGAUUAAAAAUUUUUCUUGAUUAAAUAUAUCACAAUUUAAGUGACCAAUAAGAUCGACUUCUUUACUCGUCGACGUUAGUUUGAGUCUAUUGGCGAAUCCACUGUUCUCAUUGGUUACUACAUUCAUUUUGCCUGCCGUAUCGGCGUACCAUAAUCCACAAGUUAAAUGGGAAUUCUUCGCCCCUGAGUCAUAAUUUAAAAGUGUCUCCAAAUAACAUUUAUAAGCGUAUGUAUUAUUUGGUGGUGAAAUCAGUUUUUGAUUUAGGUAUACAUCAACUUGACUAAACAUUGAGUGGAGAAUAUUAUUAACUGGACCAAUUGUAUCUUCAGCGGUAUAAUUACUACCGUCAUCUUUGCAUAUUUUAAUACAAAGUGAAAGUAAAGUUUGCGAUAAAUCUAUAUAGUCUUCACCACCUGGUAUUACAAAUUCUAAAGGACUAUUUUCAGAUAUACUAGAUACAGUUUUGUAAUGAACCCAUUGACCGCUUUCGAUGCUUGUUUGAGUUGGCGGUAAAGCAAAAAGAUCCAAUUCACUUUUCGCGCACUCACAACUAUGAGGAUGUAAAAACGACAUUCUAGCUAAAGAUAUCUUGAUGUUUAAUAACUGAACUCGUUUUACACUUCUUUGCAGAACGACGUGAAGAACUAUUCUGACUUUUAUUUUGUACUAGCCUUCUUUUUAUAGAUCCAGAUCCUACCAAGUUGUCUAAUUUAUCUUGAGCUUUUCGUUUCAAAUUUUCAACUGACUCAUUUACACGUGUCUUGAAUGCAUCCUUUACAGGCACCUCAUUAACAAUGUCGCCAAGAAAAUUUGAACCAGUGCGUAGUGUUUCCUUACCAAUUGUUUUAACACCACUCUUUAUUAACGGCAUUACCGUACGAAAAAGUCCCCGUAAAAAACUACCAAUACCAUAACCCUUUUGGUAACUAAUUCCUUUGUAAAUAGCACCUACACCUGAACCAGCUUGAUUGAUGUAGUAAUCGUGAUAAUGACAUGAAGGCAUUACGAAAUUUUUUUAAAAUGAAGUUUAACGCACACUGUUCCAAACUGAAAUGGCACUUUCUCACCAGUUGCACUUCUUAUAUCAAUUUCAAUGUUUUCAAAUUCCCUUUUCAACAGAGGCACGUAAUGCGGAUGCGAAAAUAAUUGCGUAUGAUGUGUACCGUAAAUGUAGUGUUUAUUAUCGAUAACAACGAUUCGAAUUACUUUUGCCAUUAUAUCGCCCACCAAUUGUGGUUCAAUUAUAUCACUGUAUACGAAAAGUUGUGAAGGCAAACCCAACAUAAUGUUUGCUGGAUGUGUUGAAGUUUUACUCAGUACAUUUGUAUCCGGUUGAAAACCUAAUUGUAGACUUAAUGUCGGUGAAAAUGAUAGACUUGUCAGAUAUUUGCUACUGCUUGUUACAGUUACUCUUUUUGAACCAUCAUUUAAUCUGAACUCAACAUUAUCUUUUACUAAAACUCUUACCGAGUUUAGAGCAUCCACAAUAGAUUCGAUCGUUUCGUAGUUACCAGCUUCAAGCUUAGUCUUAUAUUUCGUCAUAAUUACAUCGUGUUCAAAUGUGAUCGUUUUCAUUUUAAGAUCGCGCAUGAAUUCUUUCGAAGACUUGUAUUUCCUUCUUCGAACCUGAUCAUCGAUCCAUGUCGCAAAACGGGGAUCUUUAAACAAUAUGUCAAUGGCUUUUUCACCUUUUUGCAUAAUCGCCGAUAAACUAAAUUCAAAAGAGCAGUAAAUAAUAUUUUCACCACUGUUGAUGGUUAAGAAGGAACACGGAUACUGUAUUUCCGAAAGUCCCACACACCAUUCACCAUCCAAAUGAACAGUUUUUGGAAGUUGUGUGCAAAAGUGCGUUGUUGUAUUUUCGGGAAAGUAAUUGGUUGAGCUGUUUGAUACCAAAGUUAAAUAAAAUUCGUUAUUCAUAUCGAUGUAAGGGAACUGCACGGAAUCCACGAGUUAAACUUUGAAGGAUAAUUUUUCCACUGCACAAAAAUUUCACAUUUACCUCUUUUAUAUCGCUUCUUCAAUACUUUUUCAAUGUGAAAUGUACUCUGGGGGUCGUACGUUACGCGCUGUAAUUCGGGGUGAUAGAAGACGCCCUCUAUUGGUUCAUCCAUUAAAUCGGAAAUUUUGUACACAACGGGUUGUCUCAUUAUAACAUCAGUUAUUUUGAAUAUUUCACCGCUCCAAUUACUCAUGUAGCCUUUUUCAAAUACGUGCUUGUACUUGGUGAUUCUGACGUAAUCUCCAACUUUGUACACAUUUUCGAGUUUGAUCGUUUUAAUAUUCUUCUUUCUCGUACUCAUAAUGUUAUCGUAUACUUGCGCAACGUUGUCAGGAUUUACCUCGUUAGGAGCCAUUUUAAUAGUACGAUGAUAAGAAUUAUUGUAAGAGUGCAUGAAUUCGGGUAAUACAUCAAUGUAUUGCAUAUUAUUUGCAAACGUAAAAUAUUUAUGCAUUUUUGUUUUUAAAGUUUUAUUGAACCUUUCUACCACAGCAGCUUUUACAUCAGGAUUAUUUGUUACAUAAUAAUUUAUAUCAUAUUGUUUAAACAAUUUUUGGACAUUUUUCGCUAGAAAUUCUUUUCCCUUGUCAGUCUGAAGAUUAACCGGAACACGCUCAUCAAAUAUUUCUUUAAAAGCUGCAGCCACUUCAUUUCCCGUCUUUGUGUAUAAAGGUUUAACCCAUGCAAACUUGGAAAAUACAUCGAUGACAGUUAAUAGGUAAUUUACACCUCGAUUAUGUUUUGCGAUGUUUCUCAUAUCUAUUAAAUCAGCUUGAAAUAAAUCGUCUAUGUUGGUUACAUGAUAACUAUUUCUAGGAAAUCGACGACGAACUUGCUUAUGUAAUGUAUAAGAUUCCACACCUUCUAGCCAUUUAUUAAUUUUUUUCUUAUGUAUAUUUGUAAACUUAGCUAAGUUGUUAGGACUCGAAAAACCAAGAGGGUCACGAGGUAUAAAAUAUCUUUCCUUUAUUUCAUCCAUUUUUGUCUACUUGCUUUCAUACGGCGACCAAGGAACUCUCAAGCGUUUUUGUUUUCUUGAUGACGAUCGCAUUGAUUUCUUCGUUAUUUGACUAUCCUCUUCUUCUUCUUCUUCUUCUGUGUCAAACUUUGACGACGAUAUUGGUUUUACUUUCACUUCGUUUUUUACUUCUUGCUUUUCAGCACCUUGUUCAUUUAUAUAUUUCAAACGUUUUGGAUUAAUUAUAAGAGUACGUGGAACGUUUAUUUUAUACAAAAUUUCCGCAAAAUUUUUCCAUCCGACAGGCUCGGCAUUUAACUUAUUACUACUCUUCAUAACAUCAGUGAUUAGAUCAAAUAUAUUGGAACCAGGAAUUGUGUUUCCAUCGUAGAUAACGUUUCCGGUUUCAUUCCAUGCAACUCCAUUGUGUGUUAAAUUGUUUAACAAAGCAUUCGCUUUAACUUGUAAGGGUCUUGGUAGGGAACUCAAAAUGUUUCGAGUAAUUCGUUCAGAUUGUUCUAAUUGAUUUUCUUUAGAAUAAAUCACAGGUAUGGUAACAGGUUCACGAGAACGACUUAUCAUUUUUAGAUAUCUUUGAAGCACUUGAUUAUACAAAAUCCAUUUUUCAUUAUCAUCAAUGUUUUUCGUAUCUAUGAUUCUUUUCAUUUCAUGAUCUAAAUCAUUUAGGGUGUUUGGCUGAGUGCUUUUGUUAUUAUGCAAACGUUCAAGUUCGGAUGAAUCAAUGAGUACCAUUUUUUUCGUAUGUUCCAUUAUUUAUUAAAUAAAUGACCCAACACACCCGAAAUUAUUGGAGCCAACAACAAUGGUAAGAAAGCACCUCCUUUUUGCACAAUUAGUUUCUUUUUUCUCUGGAGAGAUAAUUUACGAUUUACUAAAUUUCUCAGUAAUUUUUUAUGUUUCUUUAAUUUGCUCUUUUGAGAACCAUUUAAAGGAACUUUCCCUAAUAACGUAUUGUGAGCGCACUCGCAUAUACAAUGCACCAAGUUUUUAUCGGCAGAAUUAAGAAUUGAUUUACGAUAAACAGGUGUUGUUCUAUGCAAAAAUUUUAAUAACUCGGCGUUUCUUUCUAACGCUCGCGACAUCUCAACGACGACUGACGCAUAAACUACUUACUUUUAUAUUUAUAAUCUCUCUUAGGUAUGUAUGCAUAAGAAGGUUCUUCAUCAGGUAGAAUAUUUGUUCGAAUACGGAAUUCAUCUGGAGUAUCUUGUUUUAAAUCAAUCAACAAAUAACCAUGCGGUCUCAUUGUGGCAUCCUUAUAAGCUUCCUGGAUAAAUUUUAUAUUUUCAGGAAAAAUCUGUCUAGCUAAGAAAUUAAUUUGAGCUUUAUCACGAGGAUUUUUAAAAUAAACGAUAUAGUUCGCA